Molecule: messenger RNA, 1158 nt
Organism: Didymodactylos carnosus
Lineage: Eukaryota; Metazoa; Rotifera; Eurotatoria; Philodinida; Philodinidae
Source: the annotation of a GenBank genome assembly
AUGUAUAUGUAUCGAUAUGAAAAACGAAUUAAAUAUUAUGGACAUUUAGAAAAUGAAGAACAAAGAACUCACUUAUCUCUUGAAGCAAAUUCUGAUAUCAGUUCCGUAAGAGCUUAUGGCGAUGGUCUAACUCGUGCACAAGUUGGUAAAAAUACAUCAUUUGUUAUUGAUGCUAAAGCAAUUCCAGAUGGUGAUGUUAAAGUUGUUGUGACAACUCCAUCUCAACGUAAUUGUCCUAUGCAAGUGGUUAAUAAUAAUGAUGGAAGUUGGAAUAUUCAAUAUCUACCAUAUGAAAUUGGUGAUUAUUACAUUGAUGUCUUCUAUCAAAAUCAGUUAGUACAGGGUAGUCCAUUUAAAGUAAAUGUUUUUGAUAUAUCAAAAGUGGUUGUUUCCAAUAUUCAAGCGGGAACGGUUGGUCAACUUGUCAAUUUUGAUGUGGAUGCGUCAGAAGCUGGUGCUGGUCAACUAGAAAUAUCAAUUCAAGAUGGAAAAGUUCCAUGUGAUGCAACGCCACGAGGAAAUUUUCGAUUUGAUGCUUCUUUCUUACCUCGAGAAUAUGGAAAACAUUUGAUUGAUGUUAGAUUUAAUUCUAUCCCUGUUCCGGGCAGUCCAUUCUCUUGUGAAGUUGUCGAUUUGGCACGUGUAACAGUAUCAGACAGUAUUAGAAAAGGUCAUGUGGGUAGACCACUAUCGUUUGAUAUUACUACAAAUACUAUACAUCAUUUACCAUUAGAUUUAACAAUAACAGCUCCAUCUGGUCGUACUAUUAGCUAUAAUAUUGUCAAAAUGAGUGAUACUGAACAGCGUGUUGAAUUUACCCUGAAUGAAAUAGGCAAUCAUCGAAUCGAUGUUCGUUUGGGAAAUAUGGCUAUUCCUAAUUCACCAUUUCAUCUCAAAGCCUAUGAUUCAUCACGUCUAAUUGUUUCCGAUAUACCUCGAAUAGUAACACUUAAUCAACCAGUUGAAUUUACUGUUGAUGCAUCCAAAGCUGGUGAAGGACAACUCGAAGUUGCCAUUAACGAUGGAUUAGUACCAAAUCAAGUUAAACCACUUGGAAAUUCACGAUUUUUAUUCAAUUUUAGUCCAAGAACAAGUGAUCCUCAUGUGUUAUCUGUCAAAUUCAAUGGGGAUUUGCUUCCUGAUAAUAAUAAUGUUUGA